CGGCGCGUCUCCACACAAGUCAAACGAAUAAGGGUCAGCUGUGGUAACGCCAACGUGACAUGUAGGUAGCCACCGAGCGAUCCGCUCGCCGUUGAUGAAUUGCAGAAAAAAUCAAAACAGAAGCUACAUGGAAUGUGAUGUGCAGUGAAUGCUAGCCAAAUUAUUAGAAUUCGUUAAUCUUAUACUGUUAUUAUUAGCAUUAGUAGAUCGAACGUGAACUUAUGUACUCGAUUGAAUAGUGUGCUGAUAACCUAUAAUUGAAAUAGUACGGUGGUAAAUCUAAUCACAAUUAGUUAAUACUAAGUUCUAAAACUACAGAACUACUACGUGGGCAGAUCCCUUUGAUGCUCUAGUCGUUGCGUCAGUACUUUAGCGAAAGUGGUCCAGAGCUAAUUCCCGAAUCAUAAAAGUGGCCAGAAGGAGAAAAACCAAACCGAAAUAAGAAAACUAAACGAUUUUUUUAAUACACCACUGCUAUUAAAAACACGGAAUUCUUACUUCUGACCGGUUGUCCGCCACAUUUUAAAAAAAUCGUUUACACGUAAUCCUGCAUAGCCAGAAUGUCUAAUCGAUCCCAUGAACCCGAAGCCACUCCACAAACUCAGGGAAUCCAGAGCUCCACGCCUACAGACAAAUGCAAGAUCUGCCAGAGGGCGGACCAAGGUCGUUUGUGGAAAUGCAACAUAUGUCGUAAUUGGAAUCACCCCGCCUGCAUUGGUAUAGAGUCGACUAAUGAGAACGAUAAAUUCGUAUGCCCCCAAUGCCAGCCGCUAACUGGUGCACUGAAACAUACCUUCGUAGCACCUCCUGUAGUAGUGCCUGCAAGCACAACCCCAAUUGAAUACGUGAAUAUGUCGUGGUCGCAGAUAUCUCCAGUCACUACUCUAACGUCGACGACGCCCAUGUUCGUGCCGCCUAACACAGUUGUAGACUCACGGACCAUAAUGCCACGAUACUCUAUUGCUCCGUCAUCCUCGUGUCCCUCUCCGUUUCCUCCGACUAAUCAGGCCUUCAGAAAUACAUUCCCGAUUCUGUCCAACCUCGCUCAAGCUUUGCCACCGUAUCAAUUGCCGUCAUACCCCGCGGCGAUAAACCAACCUUGUUCGAGGUCGCAGUUCAUAUCACCAGGUGUUAUUGCAUCCAUUGGAGACGCAAUGGGAGCACCAACAGUAUUGCCUCCGCCAAGCGUUGCAAUACAAUGCACAAAUAACGCUCAACCGGUACACCCAUUGACAAUAACCCAACCGUACUCGACGACACAGUUUGUCCUACCGGGUACCGCACACCUUGAAGAAGCCAUGGUAUCCUCUGAACAGCUUUCGUCAAGUCUCCCAAAUCAACAACCAGCGAUGCACAACCCACCUUCAAUAUUGCGUGGUGCAAUACCAUCAGCUGUAAUUGUAUCUAGUGGGGAACCUAUUCCAACAGCCCCGACGAUGUUGCCUCCGAGUGAUGCGCGGAACAACCAAUCCUUAGUUCGAGCGGAUGCCAGAAGUCAAGUCUCAAAGGCUACAGGUUCCAGAUUAUCUACGAGACAGCAACAGAAGCAAUUGGAGUUGGAACUGCUCGAUGAACAAAGGAAGCUGCAAGAAGAGGAGGAAGCCAACAAGCGUGAAUAUCUUCGAAAGCGGUACGAACUGUUGCAAGAAAUGGCCAGCGAAACAUCGUCAACUUCCGGCGUUAGUGUUGUAGAGGACGGGCCGAAUGAGAAGGUCAACGCAUGGCUGCAAAGUGGAAUACCAAAUCGCAACAUGACGCAAACUUUGGCGACGUCCCAGGUGCAAUAUUUCGGGCCUACUGGACCAGCAUCCGGUGUACCACGGGACGCAACAGGAAACUUAAUGGGCAAUAUAACACGUAGCAGUCAACAAGAGUGUAGGCAGCAACAUGCACUGCACGACGAUAGCCGAGCUCCAACAAGAAGUAUCCGGUUCGCCAACACUGGUGAACCUAAUUUUGAUCCGGUGCAGCGAUCAACACCAAGGCACAUAUCAACGCGGUCAGAAUAUGGAAACAAUCUGACACACAAUCAAGUAGCUGCACGCCAGGCGAUCUCGCGAGAGCUUCCCAUAUUCGACGGUUCACCAGAGGAAUGGCCCUUAUUCUACUCCACGUUUAACUCAACUACCGAAAUGUGCGGAUAUACUCAGGAAGAAAAUCUGAUACGUCUUCAAAAAGGCCUCAAGGGGAAAGCAUACGAUGCAGUAAAGUGUAGGUUGAUGCAUCCCGCUAACGUCCCUGGAAUUAUUGCCACGCUUAAGAUGCUGUACGGGAACCCCGAGGUUAUUAUCCACAACCUUAUAUCGAAGAUAAACGCUGCUCCUGCUCCCAAAGCCGAUAAACUCGAUACUGUCAUUGAAUUCGCCUUGACAGUUCAAAACCUAUGUGCAACUAUUGAAGCAUGUGAGCUUCUGGAGUACUCUUACAACGUCGUACUUCUGAGAGAGCUGGUCGACAAACUCCCUUCAGCUCUAAACAUGUAA
Aedes albopictus (Asian tiger mosquito) is the source of this 2483-nucleotide messenger RNA. RefSeq lists its product as uncharacterized. NCBI's taxonomy places the organism in Eukaryota, Metazoa, Arthropoda, Insecta, Diptera, Culicidae. The transcript is spliced from 4 exons. Bases 561 to 2483 code for a protein of 640 amino acids. The record is from RefSeq and is a predicted model, not a curated record.